Messenger RNA from Pocillopora meandrina, 28805 nucleotides. The record is from the annotation of a GenBank genome assembly. Lineage: Eukaryota; Metazoa; Cnidaria; Anthozoa; Scleractinia; Pocilloporidae.
AUGGCUUCUUCACCUGAGUGUAUAACCUGGAUGGUUGUGGGCCUGACUGAAUCUGUCGCCAUAAUAACACUGAAUUCAUUGACAGAGAUUGCAUUUUGUAGAGAUCGUAAUCUUCGUAAACGAUCCACAUACUUGGUGAUAAACUUGACAGUUGCAGACAUGAUAUCCGGGGGAACUUCUACACUCGACCUCUUCUAUAAUGUUGGAGCGAUAUGUAACUUCUGGAGGUACAAUAUACUGUCUUGGUAUCAGAUACUACAGGUCUUACACCACUGGUUUCCUAUUGUUUCGUUAACGAAUAUGACUGUUAUUUCUCUAGAACGCCUGAACGCAACGUUUUGGCCCUUUAGACAUCGUACGAUCAAAAAGUCAGUCUACUGGGUUCUUAUCAUCGCUAUCUGGUUGACAGCACUACUUUUUUCAUGUGCGUUAAUAAUGAUUCAAUACUAUACACGUAAAUUGGACUAUUAUUUCUACGCAUGGAGUUCAUUCAUCUUCUUUUCUCUUUUGGUUAUUUGUGUCUCUAACGUUUUUAUUUUUGUCAAGCUUCGCUUUGGAAGUCAGCCUCGACACCAUGGCGCGGCAAAUAGGGAAAGGAAACUGACCGUUACGUUGUUCACCGCGACUUCUCUCUCACUCGUAUUGUGGCUGCCUUAUGUUAUAACUAGAUCUCUCUUUUUUGCUACUGACAUUUUCAGUUCAUUGUCUGAAAUAGCGCUUUUCCGUUUGCUAGGUGGUUCAAUUGUCUUGCUUUACGCAAACUCUUUUUUGAAUCCGAUAUUGUAUUCUAUGAGAAUACCAGAUUUUAGGCGAGCUUUAAAGAUAUUAUGUCGCCAACGACCUCAGCAACACAGACAGGUUCAGAACUUUCCCCUCCGUGAGAUUAAUCCACAAAAUUGAAUUUAACUAGUGUGGGGGAAAUGAACUUUCUCUAAGGUUCUUUGACUGUAGCUUUUGAUAAGAAGUGCUCUAAACUCUCCAACUUCUACAUUAAAUAAAAAAAAAAUGGAAAGGAAAAGAGUAGGAAAAUUGAAUCAAUCAGACUGCGUUUAGGAUCAUUUGUUAUUAAACGUGGUUCCUUUGUACGUUUCAUGUGUAAGGUUUCAUUUUGCAUUUUGUUCAUUUGAUUUUAUUUGAUUAUUUCCAUUUCCUUAGAUUUAGUUCUGCGUCAUUUCAAUUUUAGUUUGCGUGUGUUUAAGUUGAGUUCACGCUUUUUCCUACGUGAUUAUGUCAAGGCCGUUUUUUUCCACUUUGUUUCGCUUAGAUCGUUUCUAUCGCUUUUCCUUGAUUCGCUUCACGUUUUGUAGAGGUUGGCUGGAUUCUGGUUUUUGUCGAAGAAGUAAAUAUAAACACGUUAGAAAUUGUAACUGCAAUUUUAAUCAUAUUGCGCAAUUCAACAUUAUUAUAUUAUGUAAAUAAACAUUCAGGUAGUAGCUUGUCUUCACAAAAUAGCUUAACGCUUUACAUCCUCAAGUUAAUAUGCAUUUCUUCUAUACUGUUCUCGAUAUAUUUCCAGUGGAUAUGACAAGGAGAAUUUGUUAAGCAAUCAAGGGUUCUUAAGUUGAUGAUCAUUUCCUUUAUUCUCGUGACCUUUUUGUUUUAUUCAGGCGUGAUACUGUAAGGAGAAAUUAGAUAUAAGUCAAUCUUAGAGUUCAAAGGGUUAACAGCUAAAGGAUUUGUAGAUGAGCUAGAUGACCGCUCUUUAUCAAUUUGAAUAUACACAACAUCAGAAAAAAAGGAUGUGAUUAGCUAAGUUAUUUAGUUAUCUAUAUUAAUUAGUGGUAGUAAUAGGACUGAUUGGAGUCCAAUUUGGUCUGCAAUCAUACUUUGCUACCAAGAGUAUGAUUACAGACCAAAUUGGACCUUACGAAGUCUUAUUACCAAUAAAUUCUAAAGAGUACAAUUUGCGAGAAGAGAAGUAUAGCCUAGUUAAGAAAGAAAGAUAAAAUUUGCAUUAAAAGACUGAAAAGGAACUGGUGUUUCUAUGGUGAUUGAAACCGAGGCUGUAAUCGGUUGAUUUAAACUGCAUCUUUGAAUGUGAUUGGUUGAUUUAAACUACAACUUUGGAUGUGAUUGGCUUAUUGAACUGUCCCAUAACAAACUGUCCGAUAACAACUCGGCAAGUAAAUUAAAGGAAAAAUGUGAAUUUUUUUAACUAAUCACAGUCAAAGUUUUUAUGGUGAAGUUUGCCUAUCUGUUUGUCUCGCUUUAUUUACCUCAAACUUAGGGAAUAAAAAACGAGAGGAUAAGGAUCGGUAAACGGAGAACAGGGAAUAAAGAACGGGGAAGAGAAGUAGAGAACGGGGAACAGGUAACAGAGAACAGAGAACAGAGAACAGAGAACAGAGAACAGAGAACAGAGAACAGAGAACAGAGAACAGAGAACAGAGAACAGAGAACAGAGAACAGAGAACAGAACAGAGAACAGAGAACAGAGAACAGAGAACAGAGAACAGAGAACAGAGAACAGAGAACAGAGAACAGAGAACAGACAACAGAGAACAGAGAACAGAACAGAGAACAGAGAACAGAGAACAGAGAACAGAGAACAGAGAACAGAGAACAGAGAACAGAGAACAGAGAACAGAGAACAGAGAACAGAGAACAGAGAACAGAGAACAGAGAACAGAGAACAGAGAACAGAGAACAGAGAACAGAGAACAGAGAACAGAGAACAGAGAACAGAGAACAGAGAACAGAGAACAGAGAACAGAGAACAGAGAACAGAGAACAGAGAACAGAGAACAGAGAACAGAGAACAGAGAACAGAGAACAGAGAACAGAGAACAGAGAACAGAGAACAGAGAACAGAGAACAGAGAACAGAGAACAGAGAACAGAGAACAGAGAACAGAGAACAGAGAACAGAGAACAGAGAACAGAGAACAGAGAACAGAGAACAGAGAACAGAGAACAGAGAACAGAGAACAGAGAACAGAGAACAGAGACAGAGAACAGAGAACAGAGAACAGAGAACAGAGAACAGAGAACAGAGAACAGAGAACAGAGAACAGAGAACAGAGAACAGAGAACAGAGAACAGAGAACAGAGAACAGAGAACAGAGAACAGAGAACAGAGAACAGAGAACAGAGAACAGAGAACAGAGAACAGAGAACAGAGAACAGAGAACAGAGAACAGAGAACAGAGAACAGAGAACAGAGAGCAGAGAACAGGGAACAGGGAAUAGGGAAUAGGGAACAGGGAGCCGGGGACAGGGAACGGAGAACGGGAAACAAAGAACAGAGAACAGGGAACGGGAAACAGUAACGGGUAACAGGGAACAGGGAACAGGGAACAGGAAAAAGAGACCGAGGGAAGAGGGACCGAGGAACGGGGAACAGGGAAUAGGGACCUAGGAACCAGGAACAGGGAACAGAGAAAGGGAGGCAAGGAACGGGGAACAGUUUAUAGAUGACGGGGAGUGGAGAACGAGAAAUGGGGAAAAGGGGAAUAGAGAGAGAAAUUAUGCCUAUAUCGAUAUUUUAGUCGAUUUUUCGGUGAACCGUAACAAAAUAAUGAAAACCAGCCAAGUGUGUAUGGGAUAAAUUUCGGCCGCGGUAAAUAACUGAUUUGUUGCCUAAAACUAUAAUUAAUUAUUACUAAGUUCGGAUCUAGCGCACGCUGUCAUCAGUUGAUAGAGCGUGCCUUAUCAGAGUACAAAACACGGAGCUGAACUGUCACGCCAUCUGUUUAAUUAUCUGAUCAUUCCAGUCAUUUGUGAAAACAAUGUUAAUUUGUUAAAGAAAUACACCAACCGUGGUAAUUUUGAUUUGCUUUGAAUUUGUUUGGAUGAUUAACGAUUUUUUUUUUCUUUCUUUUAAUUCAAGCGCUACGACAAAGUAGCGAUGAGUCUCGCAACUCAGCACUUCUAUACGGCACAAGAAGAUAACAAUUUUUCCCUCUUUACAGCGAUUGUUGUGUUCCGCCACUUGGCACGUUUUGCUUUCCAGUUUGUUGACCGCUUUGCUAGUCGUGAGUCUUAGCUGCGUGUGCAAUGUCACUAAAAGCAUUAUCAGGCAACGGUGAAAGGGGACGGUGAACAGAGAACGGGGAGCAGAAAAUAAAGAACGGGAAACGUAGAAAGUAGAGCGAAGAAAAGAGAGCCAGAGCCUGGCACCGAAAGUACAUCGGCAGAUAUCGGGUCGUCGGAAGGGUUAGAGGUUCGGUCACUUCAGUUAAGUCACGUGGUGUCCCCAGUCACCUUAAGUCGCUUGUUUCUUCUUGUUCUUAUUUUGAAUUUCUUAUCAGUCUCUUUUUUUUUUUCUCUUUUUCCUCUUUUUUUUCUCUGUUUUUGUAAAGUUUAUUAUGUCUCCUAAAGUGCAUUAGAAGAGUGGAUUCCAGAAUUUCCGUGUGCAGUCCAAGACAUUCGGAUGUUCCUGUCCAUUUAAUGCAGAAAACGCCUGAACUUACCGCGUCUUAUACUAACACUGCAAAAACCAUUGAAAGAAUAACUACUGAAAAACACAUUUCUAAUUUUAACUUACCCGGAGAAAAAGAGUGACAAAAGUGGGCCAUUUUUCUAGCAUAAACCCAUUAAUCUGUACUAGCUACUUCGACCAUCAUAUUCUACCAGCUGAAAACAUUUGAACUUUGUAGCUCGACGAACCUUCUAAAGGUGUAAAUAUUCCUCUAUAUUGAGACUUUACCAGUCUUUUUGUACAUUUCAUCUUCGUCAUUUGAUGAUCAACAUACAUGAGACCCUCCUGAGCUGAGGAAAAUCCUAAAACAGCAAACAUAGCCACCAGUCAUAUUUGAUCACUCAACUUAGUUUUGUCCACUAAAGUGCACACAAGAACAGCAUGCAGGCAAGCCUGCUGACAAGUGUAAAGAGAAAUAACUAAUUUAUUUCUCAAAAAAAAAAAUUAUUGAAAAGCCUCAAAAUAAUCCACUCUGAAAGUUUAACUGGGCAAUCUUUAAUUAAUGUAUGAUCUAGAAAACUUUUGUUUCAUUUGCACUGGCUGAAUGAAGCUACAAUGUAUCAGCCUCCACAAAAAACAGAACAUUCUUAAUAACCAAGAGAACGUCAUUCUGAAUGAGCGCUCAAUAUUGAGGAUUUUAAUGUUAAUGAACCUUAAGUCAUCUUAAAACGCCCAUCACAACUUGGAAGAAUUAAUUCUAAAUGUGAACUUAACAGUUACUGGUUACCUAGCUCUGAAUAAUUAAUAUUAUAACUCCUAAUUUUUCUCUAAUCCUCCUCAUCAAGCUAAAUGAUAAGACGGUAACAGAAAAAAAAAAGAGCUUUGCAUGCUGCACGUAAGUUUAGGUAACAGGUAUAAAUGUCAAAUUCACUCAUUGAAUCUGAAGUCAUAAUAAAAUGAUGGUAACAGUUAUGGUCAAUUAUCUAUGUUUCUGUAUCUCGUUCUUUUUUUCUCGAAACUUCUUCCCACAAGUUUAACAUAACUUGGCUGCGAAUGAGAUAAUUUAAAAAAUAAUAAAAACAUAGAAAUAAACUUACAAGCUCUUGCAUGUCGUUGUUGAUCGCUAAAGUUGUGAUAACAGAACGGAUGUCAUUUACCCACGCGAUGCAGCAGAUUGAGGCUAAUGGAAAAAGUUAGAUGGUUCACGCAUUUCAAUGCGGUUUAUCAAUUUAUUAACAGUUUGAGCUACAAUUGACCUGGGGCAAUAGAUCGCUUAAAUCAUCUCUUAAAUUGCAGCGCUAGCUAUAACGCGUUGGUUCCAUUCGCGUAUUGAGUGUUUUGGUAUCUGCUAAUGAUGGCGUCCAAGUCAUCCAACUUCCUCGAUGGUUUGGAAUUUUAUUUCAUUACCAAAAAGCUUGACGAAGUUCAGAGAUUUGAAGGAACUGUGAGCGACCGCUUUAAUGAAAAUACCACGCACGCACCUGCUUUUUUCUCGCGGAGUAGAUUAUCAUUCCGGCCCGCAUUCUUUCCAUUCCACAUAGCCACAGAAAAAGUCCGUCUUGUGUCUAUUGACCGGUUACCUGCUUGUAUUGCGGAAAGGAAAUCCUACCAGUGACACAAUUCGAGGAAAAGUGAAGGACAUUUUUCGGCAAUAGCAGAUAAUAUGGGCGUACUUGGCAAGAGAGGUACGGGCUGAAGGAAGAGAAACCUCCAAGUGCCCCGCUCCUCACUUCGAAGCAUGGAAACUAGAUAGCGGCGCAAAGAUUACUGGGAGAAACAAAAUGGCGGACACUAGAGAAUUCGUUACCAGUUUGUAGAAUUUCCUUGUGACUCGUUAGUUUAUGGACAAUUGCAAGGUAACAAUUAAUGCCAUUAAACCAGUUAUUCUAACACCAGUUCAAAAAAAGCUUAUCUAAUUUUUUUUUUGGUGAAACACUGCGGGGUAGAAACAAGUGAAUGUUUGGAAGGUCCUGCUGGUCCGGUCAAGAGUAGAGAAAGAUCUUCGAAAAAUAUUAGAUUUCCUAUAACUAGAACUUCGAAAUUUUCUGCACCCAGAAAAAUAGUUGGAGAGACUGGAAAGGAAGUAAUUUUACGAAGGACCUUAGCAUUUGGUUGUAUAUGAGAAUGCCAGGAUUUUUGUAUAUGAGAAUGCCAGGUUUUAGGCGAGUUUUUCGCCAACGACCUCAGCCACACAGACAGGUUGAGAUCAUUCCCCUCCGUGAGAUUAACCCACAAAAUUGAAUUUAACUAGUGUGGGAGAAGUAAACACUCACAAAGGUUCUGUGAAGGUAGUUUUUAAGUCUGCUCUAAACUCUCCAACCUCUGCAUUAAAUUGGAGAAAAAAGGAAAGGAAAAGGAGAAAAAUUGAAUUAAUCAGAUUACGUUAAGGAUCAUUUAUUAUUGAACUUGGUUCCUUUGUACGUUUCAUGUGUAAGGUUUUAUUUUGCAUUUUGUUCAUUUGGGUUUGUUUCAUUAUUUCCAUUACUUUAGAUUUAGUUCUGCGUCAGUUUAGGUUUGGUUUGCGUCUGUAUAAAUUGAGUUCACCUUUUUUGUGCGUGAUUUUGUCAAAGCCGUUCUUUACAACUUUGUUUCGCUUUGAUCGCUUCUAUCGUUUUAUCUUGAUUCGCUUCACGUUUUGUAUAGGUUCGCUGGAUUCUGUUUUUCUCAAAGAAGUAAAUAUUAGCACGUUAGAAAUUGUGAUUGCAAUUUUUAUAAUAUUGUGCAAUUCAACAUUAUUAUAUUAUGUAAAUAAACAUUCAGGUAGUAUCUUGUCUUCACAAAAUAGCUUAACGCUUUACAUCCUCAAGUUAAUAUGCAUUUCUUUCAUACUGCUCUCGAUAUAUUUCCAAUGGAAUUGACAAGGAGAAUUUGUUAAACAAUCAAGGGUUCUUAAGUUGAUGAUCAUUUCCUUUAUUCUCGUGACCUUUUUGUUUUAUUCAGGGGUGAUACUAUAAGGAGAAAUUAGAUGUAAGUCAAUCUUAGAGUUCAAAGGGUUAACAGCUAAAGGAUUUGUAGAUGAGCUAGAUGACCGCUCUUUAUCAGUGUGAAUAUACACAACAUCAGAAAAAAAGGAUGUGGUAAGCUAAGUUAUUUAUUUUUUUACCUUAGUUAGUAAUGGUAAUAGGACUGAGUGGAGUCCAUCUCGGUCUGCAAUCAUACUUUGUUACCAAGAAUAUGAUUUCAGACGGAAUUGGACUCCCCGAAGUCUUAUUACCAAUUAAUCACAAAAAUUACAAUUUGCAAGGAAAGAUGAUUAACCAAGUUAUGAAAAAAAGGGAAAAUUUGCAUCUAGACUGAAAAGGUUGUUUGUGUCUCUAUGGUGACUGAAACCGAGGGUGUGAUUGGUUGAUAUAACUACAACUUUAGAUGUAAUUGGCUUAUUGAACUGUCCCAUAACAAACUAUCCGAUAACAACUUGGCAAGUAAAUUAAUAGAUAAAGUGAGUUUUUGAAAACAAUCACAAUCAAGGAAUUUGUAGUUUUUAUGAUUAAGGCUGAUACUUUCAGCAUAAAUGCAUAAUUUAAAGAUAAUUAAAAAAAUAGAAAAUGGGUAGAUUUGUUUUAGAAAUAAAAUGACAUAAAUAAAAGUCGAUGAAUAAAUAUGAAACAGCCUCCAUUUUCUCGCGCGAAGGAAUGCGAUUGUCGAGCGUAGGAAUGGGAUAAAACAAGAAGAGUCCAGCGAUGAAGUCCUACACCCACUAGAAGAGGGCAAAGUUUGCCUAUCUGUUUGUCUCGCUUUAUUUACGUCAACUAAGUGAACAGAGAGACAGGGAACGGGAAACAGGGAACAGGAAACAAAGAACAGGGAAUAGGAAACAAAGAACAGGGAAUAGGGAACAGGGAACGAGGAACAAGGAAUAGGAAAUAAGGACCGAGGAACAGGAAACAGGCAAAAGAGAACAGGAGACAAGAAACAGGAAACAGUUUAUAGGUGACGGGGAGUGGAGAACUAGGAAAGGAGAGUACAGAGAGAAAUCAUGCCUAUAUCGAUAUUUCAGUCGAUUUUUCGGUGAACGGUAAGAAAAUGAUAGAAGCCAGCCAAGUUUGUAUGGCAUAAAUUAUGGCUGAGGUAAAUAGUCGAUUUGCUUUCUAAAGUUAUGAUUAAUUACAACAAAGUUCGGAUCUAGCGCGCGCUGUCAUCGGUUAAAAGAGCAGUCCUUAUCAGAGAACAAAACACGGAGCUGAGCUCUCAUGCCAUCUGCCUAAUUGUACUAUGUCCGAUCAUUCCCAGACUUUUUUUUUGUACAUUAUUAUCAAGUAAUAAUAUGAUUCCACAUGCCAUUUGGUGUAAUAAGCACUUGAAUUUUUUUCAAAGACCAUAAAUUGCACGAACUAAAACUUGCGGCAGAUCACGCGAAACGUGAUCCCCGCGGUUGACUUACAUCCUGUGAAAGCGCUGCAUUACGAAGUUUUCUUUUUAAAGUUUAAGCUGCAUUCAGGCUUGUACAGUGAGAGAUGCAUUUAGGGUCAUCGAUGAAAACCAUAAUAUUUUGUCAAAGAAAUCCACCAACUGUGGUAGUUUUGAUUUGCUUUGAAGUUGUUUGGAUGAUUAACGAGGUCUUUUUUAUUUUUCAUUUAUUUAUUUAUUUUUCAAUUCAAGCGCUAAGUAGCGAUGAGUCUCUCAACUCCGCACUUCUCCGCGGCGCAAAAAGAUAAUAAUUUUUCCCUGUUUGCAACGAUUGUUGUGUUCCGCCACUUGCCACGUUUUGCUUCCCAGUUUGCAGACCGCUUUGCUAGUCGUGAGUCUUAGCUGCGUGUGGAAUGUCACUGAAAGCAUUAUGAGGCGACAAUGAUAGGGAACGGUGGACAGGAAAUGGUGGAUAGGGAACGGGGAAUGGGGAACGGAAAAUAAAGAACGGGGAACGUAGAAUGUGAAACGGAGAAAGGAGAGCCAGAGCCUGGCACCGAAAGUACAUCGGCAGAAAUCGGGUCGUCGGAGAGGUGAGAGGCUCGGACACUUUAGUUAAGUAACGUGGUGUCCUCAGUCACCUCAAAUCACUUUUUUUUUUUUAUUUCUGUUCUUAUUUUGUGUUUCUUCUCACUCUCUUUUUUCUCCCUUUUUCUUUAUUUAUUUAAUAUUUUUUGCAAAGUUUGUUAAGUCUUCUAAAGUGCAUUAGAGAAGUGGAUCCCAGAAUUUACGUGUGCGGUCCAAGACAUUUGGAUGUUCUUGUUCAUUAUUGCAGAAAACGCCUGAAGUUACCGUGUCUUAAAUUAAAACCACAAAAAACUAUUGACAAGACAACUUAUUUAUACUAAAAAACAAAUUUCUAAUUUUAACCUGCUUAACUUGCAAAUUUUACCGGUAAUGAAAACAGAAAAACUGAAAUUAGUGUAUGCUAAAUUAGUGUAAUCUAAAGUGCAUUAGAGAAGUGGAUCCCAGAAUUUACGUGUGUGGUCUAAGACAUUUGGAUGUUCUUGUUCAUUAUUGCAGAAAACGCCUGAAGUUACCGUGUCUUAAAUUAAAACCACAAAAACUAUUGACGAGACAACUUGUUUAUACUAAAAAACAAAUUUCUAAUUUUAACCUUUUUAACUUGCAAAUUUUACCGGUAAUGAAAACAGAAAAACUGAAAUUAGAUUAAAUCCUAAAAGCAGUAGACGGAAUCUUAAGAGCGUCUUUAUUGCUCCUUUCUAUGGAAAACUAUAGGAAAUCACCCCAGUGUAACAUAACUUUCACCUGGUUGAAUGAGUUAGACACAUAUUAAACCACGCUAUUGCCCAACUGAUCGGACGGUAUGUUAGAGACAGGAAUUCUCCACACCAUUCUGGUCCCUGGCCGCAGGCGACUGUCAACCUUUAGUCUUCGCGUGACUCAGACUUAUUGCCCCGGCUUUUCUUAUCACAUAUCGUUUAUUGAGAAACAAAUAAUAACAAUGCUUCAUAUGAAAAGAGAUUAUUAUUCAGCUCACGAUCGACUCUUUCCUUUUUGAACAGCUGCGCACAACUCCUAAAAUACCAAUUGUGUCAUGUAAACGCCUUGUUCGAUUCUAAGUUUUAUCACUGGAAGAUUAAAAAAAAACCUGAGGACGCUUCUAGGAAAGUUACUGGAGAUAAGGUUAGUUUCUUAAUAAAAGUACAACGAUAGAACAUAAAUUAAAUAGAAUAAGAAAGAUGGUAGGUUUUGAGUCGGUAAAGAAAUGGAGAACGAUGUUUUUCGUCUUGUCGCGAGCGUUGGACGAACAAAAAUUUGUCUAAGUCCCCAUGAGGAAUCGAACCUCAGACCUUUGGAUUCCACGCUCCGAUGCUCUACCACAGAGCCACAGAGACUCUAUAAUGAGCGCGACCCAUUACGAAAUUCGUAUAUGACAUCUUUCUCUAUUUCUUUACCGAGCCCAAGGCUUACCAUCUUUUUUAUUCUAUUAACAAACAUGACGCUAUCGACAUCGCUGAUCCAAGCAGUAUGAAUGGCCGUGUGUCAUACAUGACUCAUGUCUUGUCACGUCACGCUCUUGACAAGACGAAAAGCAUUUUUCUCUGAAAUUAAACUGUUUCCUAAAGUCAGUUGACAGAAUCAUGAAAAAUUCUCAAGAGUGUCUUUAUUACUCCUUUCUAUGGAAAACUGCAGAAAAUCACCAUAAUGUACCCUAUCUGUCACCUAAUUGAAUGGGUUCGACAAAUUUUAAUUGCCUAUUGCUAUUGCCUAACCCAUCGGAAGGUACGUUAGAGACAGGAAGUCUUGACUCUUAAUCAUUAUUCAACUCGCGAUCGACUAUUUCCUUAGUAAACAGCUGCACACAGUCCAUGCCAAUUUUGCCAUGCAAAUGCCUUGUACGAGUCUAAGUUUCAUCGGCGGAAGAUUGUAAAGAACCUAAGGAGGCUUUCACGAAAGUUAUUGGAAAUAAGGUAGGUUUUGAAGAUUAUUUUCUUAACAAAUUGCUCUUAAGAGAGAGGUUGUUAGUACUUUUCAAGAAUCCAGCGACAGAAGCAAAAAGUCAACUUUUUAUAUUUUAUUUGCUCCGAUGUUAUGGUCGUCUGAAACAUAGCAAAACUCAGCGUACAAACGGAAUAGUAACUACGGUGUACUUUACAGAGAGUGGUUACAAACGAAAGAAAGUUCAGUUGGAGAUGAAAGAUAGUUGUAAAGCUACUCCAAGGGAUGAAAAACAACUCAUGAAAAAAUGAAUUCAAGGUAAUUUUUUUUGUCUUGUGCGAGCGUUGUGAAAAUGCACUGAAAGCUUGAUAGAAAUUAUGCAAACUAGGUACGUUUUGGCCGAUUUCGAACUUUCGUAUUUUUUGCCAAAAUAAAAACUCGCUGGAACUUUUAAAUAUUAUUUUUGAAAACGGCUCACCAAAAGGGUCUUUUGGAGCAAAUAAAAGAAUGAGUUGAAUUUUUCUUCUGUCGUCGUAUUCUUGAAAAUUACUGACAACCUCGCUUAACCAUUUUCAAUGUUUCUAAAACGGAGUUCUCCCUAUAUUAUAAUGAAAGCUGACGGUAAGGUGAGUUUCUGGAAAGGAGGUUUGUCCCAUACACUUAAAUCGGGUCGAUUUAUCUGAGGCUGUUGAAGAGCGUUGAAACAUCUCAAAAACAAGCAAUGGCCGUAAAUUUCAGUUCACAUAAGUCUCUCUCUGGGAACCUUUAAACCAUACCAAACGAGCUGUCUUUCAUAUAAAUGAUCUAAGACAUAUCUGAUUGGUUCACGCAUGUCUUGUUUGUAGGAAGUAUAUUGCGACGCUUCGUCGAAAGAUAAAAGGCUUUGUUGCAUAUCUCGCCCAGAGAGUAGCCUGUGAAUUCGAAAAAGUUUUAUUUCUUUAUUAAGCGGUCAAUUCCACGCGACACGACAAAACGAACAAAAACAUUGAAAGGUGUUUUCCGGGCUGGAACUGAAAAAUGGAACAAAAUAAAAAAAAUCAAGUGCCGCUCUCGUUAAGAGCGGUCCUCUCGACUUCCCGUCGGAAAACAUUUUUCCCUUAUAUUCUGCCCAUGAUAAGGCUUCAGGACACAUGUUUCAAAAAUAGUUUAGUUGUUCUCCAAUUCUCUUUUUUUGUGUUGCCACAAGCCAAAAAUGGUUUUUGGCCAGACCACCCCUGUGAACAGCGAUCGAAAGUGUAAAUUUCAAAGAUCUUGUCCAGCGCGCAGCGACUACAACAAUGUAGCUCACGGAAUUAUAUCUUUCUACAAGUUACAAGAUGUAUUCAGUUAGUUCGCAGACAAAAUAUGGAAACUUCAGCUGAAAUAUUUUUCAUACCAGCGUGAUCAGAGGAGACCCUUCUAUUCGACCUUUAUUUGCAUAUCAAAAAUUCACAACAGACAUAUCGCGUUGCUUAAAAGGACACAAAAACAAGUUAAAAUAGGUUACAGUGUUUAUAUUUACAAAACAACACGCAUACUGAAAUAAUUCUUGCAGUUUCUCCCAAGAUUUAGUAUACGGAACCCGAUGAACUAUACCCUCCUUUCUGCAAAUUUGUUUCCGUCAUUAAUGAUGUUACGCUCUUAUGGACCACAACGGUUUUGAGCGACAAACUCAACAUUUCCAUGCGACCAUUAAAAUCAACUGGACAAACCCAGCUUGAUGUAUUGCGUGACGUGAUUGUGCAAACUUUUCUCUUUGUCAUAUGACCUGUAUCGCAGGUUCUACAAGUUGGAACCAAAAUUAGCUAAUGUAACGAAUUAGAGUCGAAAGCUAUUAAAAUGGACUGAAGAAUUUUACAUUUUAAUGAGAAUUUUAUCUUUUAAAAUGUUUGCUUGAUUCAUGGAAAGCAAAGAUUGGAGUGGCUUCGGGUAUUUCAGUCCUCAUUUGGAAAAAAUAAAACAGUUAAUGGUAUGUUCUAAACAUCAGAACACCUGAGAGGACACUGGAAAUGUAGUAAAAGUAUUUUUUUAGCAUCUAGAGCAAAAAGAAGAAUGCGAGGCAGUGAAAGGAGAUUGAGUUUUCAACGCCAUUUGUCGUAAAAGCUGCCACCAGCUUGUUACUGAACUCAUUAAAAUUUAGCUGGAAGGUAUUAACUUCUUUCAUGUUACCCGACUACAACUGUAAUUCCGAAAACUUCGAAAACAUCUCCAGUCAGUCUGGCUUUCUUUUACUGCCGCGCCGUUUCCCUUGUGCUGUGGCUGUUAACAAGUACCUCCACCGCAUUUCCAGUGUUUCCUGAAGUGUUCGGAUGUUUAGAACAUACCAAUAACUGUUAUAUUUUUUUUCCAUAUCGCGCUCAAAAUUGCCUUGUAAUCAAGGAUUUCCAAGGAUAGCUGGUAGUAUUUCAAAUGACUCGAUACGUUGCCCCGGUGUCACAGCUGAUUUGGACCCCCCGCGGAUCUGGACCUCCCGUCCAAAUCUGCUAACGGAUAUGGAGCCCCCCUACCAAACUUUCCUUUUAAGCAUCCUUUGUAUCCUAUUUGGUAACUAAUUCUAUUUGCAGGCUUUUUGUCGAUGUUCUUUUCAAUCACAACACAACAUUCCUCAAUAAAGGUGAAAAAAGCCCCAGCCAUUUUGUUCCAAUUCUACCGCAUUUAGUAUAGCGAGUCGUACAGUAUACGCAAGAAUUAGAUGUGAACAAACUACUGCAUUCGAACUAUUGAAAUUGUUACAAUAAAUCUUUGCUUCUUCUGACGCGAAUCAACAUUGAUACGAAACGUAUGGUACGGAGGAAUUCCGAAUCUACCAGCGACCAUCAUCAUUUUGUUUAUCAUCUAAACGCAAUAGGUCUUUACCGGAAAUUACAGUCGACUUUAAUGACGAAUGAAGAAAAAUAGUAUCCUCCAUCCAAGAGAAAAAUUCAUAAAUUCCGUUGGCGAUAAGGCUAGAGAUGAGAAAAAAGUGUUCAAUCAUUACAAAACAAGCAGUGGGCGUAAAUUUCAAUUCACAUAAUUCUCUCCCUGGGAACCUUUGAACCAUACCAAAUUAAAUGAGCUGUCAUUCAUCUAAAUGAUCUAAGACAUAUCUGAUUGGUUCAUGCAUGUCAUGUUAGUAGGAAAUAUAUUGCGGUGCGUCGUUGAAGGGUGACCGGCUAUGUGGCAGGUCACGUAUCUUUCUGAGAAAGAGUGGAAAGUAGCCUGUGAAUUCGACAAAGUUCUAUUUCUGUAAUAAGCAGUCAAUUCCAUGCGACACGACAAAAUGAACAAAAGCAUGGAAAGGCGUUUUCCGAGCAGGAAUUGAAAAAUAUCGCGAGGUUAAUUCUUUUGCCGCGAAGUUAUUUCUUUUGCUGUGACAGUUGUGGGCCACCCUAUAUAUUAUUUAGCAAGAAAGAAAAACCGUCAGUUUCAUACGUAUGAAGAAAGAUUAUUAUUCAUAUAACGAUCGACUUUUUCCUUCUUGAAUAGUUGCGCACAGCUUCCAAAAUGCCAAUUUUGCCACGCCAACGCCAUGUUCGAUUCUGAGUUUUAUCGCUGGAAGAUUAUAAAGAAUCUGACGAUGCUUUUAAGAAAGUUAGUUGAGGUAAAGAAUUCUUUGAAGAUUAUUUUCUUAACAAAGUACAUCGGCACAAAUCGGCUCUUUGGAAAGGUAAGAGGUUCGGUCACUUCAGUCAAGUCACGUGGUGUCCUCAAUCACCCUCAGUCGUUUUUUGGUUAUUGUUCCUAUUUUGUGUUUCUUAAGUAAUUGCAAAGUUUUUUCAUGUCUCCUAAAGUACAUUAGAGAAGUGGAUUCCAGAAUUUCGUGUGCAUUGCAAGACAGUUGAACGUUAUUUUUAAUUUAUUGAAAAAACGCUUGAAGCUACCACGUCUUAAUUUAGUACCAAGAAAACAUUAAAACGACAACUAGUCUAUACUGAAAAACACAUUUAUAAUUAUGAAAUUGUUUAAUGCAACUUUUACCAGUAACGAAAACAGAAAAACUAGAAUUACAAAUAGAUUAAAUAGAGGUAGAAAGACAGUCAGUUUUGAGUCGGUAAACGUGGAUUCAGAAUUAUUAUUAUUAUUAUUAUUUUUGUCCAACGCUCGCGACAAGACGAAAAACAUCCUUAUCUGUUUCCUAAAAGAUGUUGGCAGAAUCAUGCAAAGUUCCUCAGAGUUUCUUUAUUGCUCCUUUCUAUGGAAAAUUAGAGGAAAUCACUAAAGUGUAACCUAUCUGUCACCGAACUGAAUGGGUUCGACACAUUUUUAACGGCGCUAUUGCCUAAUCGAUCGAGAGGUAUGUUAGAGACAGGAAUUAUUAAGAAUGGCUGCCUGUCAGGAUCGAGAAUCGUCCGUCAACGACCAUUUUGGUGAAUUGCUCAUAUUUUGCCCAACGAUACCCUUUGGUAAACUAUUUUCAAAAAUCAAGUUUAAAAGUUCCGACGAUUAUUAAAUUUUUAGAAAUUGGCGAAAAUUUGAAAACGCGGUUUAAGUGCGGUUUUCCGCCUAUCAAAUUGUCCAAAAUUCACUUUAAAAACCAAGCUCCGUUGAAGGCUUAAAAUGAAUUCAAUUAACACCAAACUUCACACGAUAUAAUAAAAAGCCUUCCCAUUCAUAUUCGUUAUGUUAAUUUUUCUGUACACAUUGAUACUGAGAAUUUUUAAGUCCUCUAAGCAACACCCUUAAAGAGCGCUUAAUAUGGAGGCAAAAAAUAGGUGAAAUUUAACGCGAUAAAAGUGUACCUGGUACCUCACUUUUUAACUUUUUAACUUGAUAUUCGUAAUAUAAUGAUAUUAUUUAUUUCCUGAGUAAAAUUUGAUGCUUUGAAUCGGACCGCUUCCCUUCGAAAAUACCGCAAAUGUUUGUGUCCAGAGUGAGCGAGAUGAUGUGUGUUGUGUAAACAAACGCCAAUCUAAUCAUUCCUUCCCUGGUGGAAAAAGGUUUUAAAAUAAACUUUAAUUUUGGAAAUUUUUGGCUAGUAUUCUUCAAAAUAUUGAGUAAUAGGGAAGUCGUACAUUCGGAGUCGUGUGAGAGCUGAGAGAAAAUAAAAUCACCGUCGAAAAUGUUCUUACAGUCAUUUCAUCAAUCACCAUUAUAUGUAUUACGAUUAAGAAAAUUGUAUGUGACAAUCUCUUGAUCAGUCUGUUGAAUAACUUUUAAACAUUUCAGCUGCAAGGGCUUUGUUUUAGUUUGUUUUAGAUAUAUAUGUAUAUAUAUAAAUCAAGAAUUCCAGCGAAUACAGAAGGAGAACAGCAUUCUUUACGAGUAGUCCAGUGUAUUAAGGCGAAUUGUUCCUAAUUAACCGACAUCCGGUCCCAACAAACACUGGCCGCACCACAUGAGACCCUAAAUGGGCUGUCAUCAUGAAAUAUACCAAAGACUAAAAACAAAAGCUUCACUCAAGGUCUGAUAACUACACGGUAACACUUUUAUACUUCAAUCUCUGAUUUACUUUCAUUGAGCUUCCAACAUUUCGCACCAUUCAAUCACAAUUUUCACUCGUGGUGAGGCCUGCACGUCAUCACUGCCCACGAAGUUCUUGCGUAAAUGGUCUAAAUUUCGUAACAGAUCUAAGGAAAGUUAUUUCACGGACGAGUCUUGAGCUUUCAUACGUGCUCUCAUCAGAAGUUAUUAUUUCUUGUCAUUUCAUGGCUCUCUGUAGCUAUAUAACGCUAGUUGGUAAGGUGACCCCUUGCGGGCGAUCUCCUGAUUAUCCUGGUCAGGUGGAAUGCAUUACACUCGAGGAUUGCACGAAAGAUGUAACUGGACAUCUAUCGACUCUUGGACUGAGUGCAGAUGAAGGUUCUAGAACUGAAAUAAAGCUGCUAUUAGCCAAAGCCGGUAAAUAUUGAUUUUGUGUGUUUCCAGGUAACUUUACUGUGCUUAUGAAUGAGUCCUGCAACAGAUUUAAGUUGUUUUAUAUUUUUUUACAGGUGUUUUCUCAUUUGAGCAAAAACAUCUUACCCUGACUAUUUGCCCACGCCAUAGGGCAGAUUUUGGCAUACGUUGGAGGACUAGGAAAACCAUUUGUGCAAUUCCCAAGGAUCUAGCAACAUAAGUCCUCGAGUGCCAAAGGAAGCAACCGUGUGGAUAGCCGAAAAUCGAUGUAUAUUUUUUGUAACUCCUACACCUUAGUUCCAGUUCGGGGUCGCGUAAUUUGAAUUGCUUCUGUUGAUAAAUGUUCUCAUAAAAUUGUUUUUUCUCACGUUUAUUUGUAAUACCUUACACAAAAAAAACACUAUAAGUUUCAACUUUCUCAAGCUAACAAAUUUUAUAUCAGUGAGGAAACUUUGCAAUUUAUAUUGCCAACGUUUUUUUCUCGUCUGAGUAGCUGAUUAUCCAUUGAUUGAUGACUGAUUGAUUACUUUAUACCUAGGAAUAGUAAUUGAUUUGGUGCAGAUACCUGAACAAUAGACAAUGGUAAGCUUCAAAUAUGAAUUGAUGAUCUCAAUCUCUCUUGGUUUUUAAAAGGAAAAGAGUCAUUUUUAUAAGAGCAUAGAAAUUGGGAAAAAAAUCGAGGAAGAAAAAACACGUGAAAAAGCCCUUCAGACAAAGACAGUUGUUAAUCUGGGACAAGGCUCCUUCGUUGACCAGUAAAACACACCGCUUUUUUUCCUUUUUUUUUUAUUUGAGGGGUGGGGAAGGGGAGGGGUGCUAUGCCGCACUUUGGUAGGCUAAUUCCUGUCCCACAUUUGUUUGUUUUCUGUAUGUCCCGCAACAGUACCUAGUGCUUCUCUAACAUGGUAUUCUGUCGUGGGCUGCCUUUAAGGGUUACGCGUUGAUGCAAGAUAAUUAUUUCUUAGCUGUAUGGCUGUCAUAUUUAUAUUUCUCUUAUUACUUUUGAAGGUCCUGGACAAGGGAUUCUGCGACCAUCAUUUUCUGCAAGAGAUUUCCGUUCUUUAAAAGUACCCCCCACAAAUCGUCAGGGAAGAAAAUGUGGCUGAAGAGAUAGCUUCCAUAUAACGUGGCCAGGCAGCAGGGGUGUAUUCAUGUCCUCAAGAGGGCUGCACUCAUGUUUUUCAAAGGCUUUCAGCCUUAGAAAAGCACUUGUCACUCGAAAAAUGUAGCAGGGUACCAGAAAAACAUUCUCUAAUGGACUUGGCAAAAAUUGCCUACAAAUCAUAUUUGGAGGAAGGUGUGGGAAAGCUGCCAUCUCUUCAAGCCCCUGUGUGACGGGAAGAUUCUCGUGUUUCUUUGAAAGAAGGCUAGUCUCUUAGAGUAGUGAGGAAGGCUUACAGAUUCAGUGAAAAGCAAAAGUCGUACCUUUUAUCUAAAUUUCGAAUAGGGCAGACGACAGGCCACAAGCUUGACACAGAGGUAAUUGCUCGAGAAAUGCGGCGUGCCCGGGGCACCGAUGGUGCACGACUAAUCCAGUCAUCGGAAUUCCUCACAACCACCCAGAUCACCUCUUUCUUCUCAAGACAGAGUGCCUUAGUACGCCAGAGAGAUCCUGACGAGGCUGAUAUCCGAGCAACUCAAGAGGAGAGUAAUUUUAGCGAGGCAAAGGAGACUGUCGCGUCAAUACAACUUGACCAUCCCUUGAUCUACGGUCUGUACGAUCUUUGUGAAAUGGCGCUAAAUGACUCUUUGAAGAUCUUGAAGCUACCCAUGUUGCAGUACAUGUGUGAAGACCUUGGCCUCGAUAUUCCAUCAAAGCCCAUGCGUAAAAAGUCCCCUUACUUGGCUCUACUGAAAGAGAUUGUCAGCAAAUGUACUUGCCAAAAGUCAUUGUGAUGCUGACUUUCUCUUUAGUUUAGCAGAAUAGAAAAGUGAGGAAGAAACGAAUUAACGGUGACUCGUUCCUAUUCGUCAGUUACUAGUUAUCUCAUUUUUAUAAAAGCACGUAAAGUAAUUAGAAGUUCUACCGUUUUGUUCUGUUUUUCUUUUAAUUAUGCCAAUGUUGACCCUCACUUUCCUUUUAUGGUCUUCAUAUCGGUAAUGAAGUUUACUCAUCUGGUAGCCGACACAUGCAAACUGACGGACGUGAGAGUAUUCAACCUACAUUUCUUUCCGCUCAUUUUGAAGUGCGGGAUUUCUCUCUCUAAUUUAUAUUAUCAUUAUUUCAUUUGCGGUUUUUACGCGGGUAUGUUUCAGCACCCCCGAUUUUCAAUGGCGUUACGUUGCGUGACAUUGAUAAUUACAAGGAUAAGAAGAACUGUCGUCUUGCAUCUAAUUACUUUGAAGGUCAAAAGUCGCCUUUCGAUGUAUUUACACCUACAGAAAAUGAGUUCCCAAAGUAAAAGAUAAAAGAAUAUCUUAUUUAUCAGCAUGGAAUCAAAUACUAAUCUACUAAGUAGCUUCUCUCGAAUGUAUCUUUUGCAUUACUUGAAUAUGAGAUGGUGCUAAUGUAAUAUGUACUUCACUUGCAGAUUUUUAGCCCAAAAAUAUUUUGUAGAACCUUUUCAAAUAUCUUACGGAAUAGUUUACUUGUCUUUACAUUUUCCAAGCUACAAGCCGACACAGCGGAGACCGGAUUUAAUUUGGAGAUUUAACAACUCAGUAUGAUUAAAUUACCUUAUUGUUUGUUUACACACUUUGCAUCAUUUUUCUCGCUCAAAGUCACGAACAUUUCUGCCAUUUUCGAAGGGAAGCAAUGCGAUUCCGGACAUCACACUUUUCGCAGUGAAUGGAAAAUAGCAAUAUUUCACGAAUAUGUUGUUGAAAAUCCAAAAUAUGUGGUACCAGGUACAUUUUUUUCGCGUGAAAUAUCACCCGUUUUUCGCCGCCAUUUUACUCGGUCUGUGAGGAUGUUCUUUCAAGGGCUAAAAUAAUCCCAAAAUCGAUGUGCCCUAAAAGAUUUUAUUCACUAGAAUUGAAUAAGAAUAGCUGUCCUAAUAUCGUGUGAAGUUUGGUGUUGAUUGAUUACAUUUUAAUCCUUAAACGGGGCUUGGUUUUUGCAGUUAAUUUUUGACUGUGCGUCAUGCGGAGCUUGAGCUCCGGAAGCCUGAAAACCGCGUUUUCAGAUUUUGGCAAAUUUAUGAAAAUUUAAGAAUCGCUGAAACUUAAAAACAUGAUUUUUGAAAAUAGUUUAUAAAAGGGUAUCUUUGAGCAAAAUAUGAGCAAUUCACCAAAAUGGUCGUUGACGGACGAUUCUCGAUCCUGACAGGCAGCCAUUCUUAAAUAUUAAUCAUUAUUCAGCUCGAGAUCGACUUUUUCCUUAUUAAACAGCUGCGCACAGCUCAUAAAGUGCCAAUUUUGCCAUACAGACGCCUGGCACGAUUCUGAGUUUCAUCGGCAGAAGAUUAUAAAGAACCUGAGGACGCUUUUAAGAAAGUUAUUUGAGAUAUAGGGUAUGAGAUAUUGAGGUAUGCUUUGAAGAUUAUUUUCUUAACAAAUUCCUCUUAGAUUAUUUCAAUGUUUCUAAAUUAAAAGGGAGCUCACCCUAAAUUUUAAGGGGAAGUGACGGUAAAGUGAGUGUCUGAUAGGGGAGGGUUGUUCAAUACACCUUUCGGUUCGAUUCAUCUGAGGCUGUUUGAAUUAUGAAAAUAACUUCAAACCUCACUUAAGAUUGAAGGAUAUCCAAUUUUUUUUAUGCGCAGAUCAAAGCCUUCUGCGGCAUGAAUAUAUCAAAAAUGAAAAGGAAAACUACUUGAAAAAGCGGAAUGAAUUGGCAGCUACAGCUGAUGUCUUCGGGUGAUUGAAGUAAAAUGUGUGUCAGAGAGAAAUGGGUUCAGAUAUUCGAUACUUGUUUGUAUGAUACCAUGACUGAAGGCAACAAAUGAUAACCGUUUUGUGUCAAAUUUGUUUGUUAUUCUGUACUUGUCAUUGGUUCAUGUUUUUUAGAAUACAUCUUUUUCACACUCCCACAUGCUCCGAUGAGAAUGUGUCACGAGAAUUCGGUAAUAACAAGACUUAUUCGGAGAGCAUUCAUGGACUCCCUAACAUUUUCCCUCCUUAUUUUUUUGAAUAUAAUUCAAGAAUUUUAUAAUUUGAAAGAAUAAAAAAAACGUCUUCCGUGGCAGGAAUAUAUCAGAAAUGAAAAAGAAAAAACUUCUAAAGAAGGGGAGUAAAUUGGCGAGUGCAGCACACAUCUUUAAGUCGAUGAAUGAUAACCGUUUUGCAAAAGAUUCGUUUGAUAUGCUUUUCUUGUUAUUAACCUUGGUAAAAAAUUAAAAAGAAAAAAACCUUUUUUUUUUACGCCUACGUUCACCUAUGGAGAUGCGCAUCCGUUGAAAAGCAAAAAUGAACAGCCUAUUUUUUCUUUCUAUUUCAGUUUUAUCAUUUACUCGCAAUUGGUAAAAGAGAAAGGGGAAAAUGAUAAAAGUCUACAUUAAAUACAUCUUUCCAAAAACAAAAAUCAGAAAGGAGAACAAAACAAAAACAAAAAUUAAAGGCACAAAUAAAAGAAAUACACUAGUGCUGAACAUUCAAAUAGGAAUAAUAAAAACGAAGGAGAGUUGAAGGAAGCCCACAAUCCAUUGCCAGCCUCAAGGUUAUUAGUUACGGAAAUCAACAUCAUCCCCAUCUGGCUAAGAACACUAAUCAAUAAAUGAAAAAUGCAAAAUAAAGUGGCGCUAAUAUACGCAAAUCCAGGUGAAGAGGAAAAACAAAUUAUUUGAACUUUUCUGCGGACCAAUUAUGAACUAAGAUAGAAAUGAUAGCAUAAUUACAAGAAUAACAGUCAUGAUGAUCAUAAUAUCGUUCAUUAUGGAACUAGUAUUCAUUAUUAAAUAACCAUAAUAGUGAUAACAAAACAUGCGAAAUAGAAAAAAAAGACAAAGGAACAUCUUUGAAGUGUUGAUGUUUUAUUUCAAACGCCAGUAAUCAAUUAUGCAUCCCGUCUGAAUAAAUAUUUAGUCUUCACUUGUGAAUUCAAGAUAAUUGGUGAAUAAUACAUGGGGGGAGCAUACAUAGAAUUUCUCUUCGAGUCUUCCGCUCGAUGUCUCACGAGUUCGCGCUAAGCUCGCUGCGCUCACUCGUGAGACGUCGAGUUGAACACUAGAGGAGAAAUUCCGAAUCUACAAGGACCAUGGAUUAUUUUGUUUUUUCAUAGUUUUACUGGCAGGUUAAGUCGACUUUAUUAACGAAUCAAAAAAAAAAAAAAUAGGAUCCAAGAAGAAAGUCGUAAAUUGCGUUGGCGAUAACUCUCAAGACGAGAAAAAGCGUUCAAUCAUUACAAUAACAAGCAAUGGGCGUAAAUUUCAAUUCACACAAUUCUUUCUCUCGGAACCUUCGAACCAUACUAAAUGAGCUGUCAUUCAUCUAAAUGAUCUAAGACAUAUCUGAUUGGUUCACGCAGUCAUGUUUGUAUAAAGUAUAUUGCGUUUCUCGAGCAGGAAUUGAAAAAUAGAACAACAGAAAAUAACAAAAAAAAAUUUUAAAAAUAAAAACCCAUCAACUAAAAUUUUUUACCGAAAAAUGAUUAUUUCAAUAUGAGUGUGGAAUAGGUGAAAUUUAAUUCAGAAUGUUAGUUUUCUUUUGCAAUGAUGAGCCUUCGCGAACGGAAAGUUACGAGUUCAACAUUCACUAAUUCGUGACUCGUAAAAAGUGUUCAAAAUCUCUUUGAAACAGCCUAAAGGAGUUUAAAGGCUGUCUUAAGCAGCUAUAGGGACUAGUUGCCCUGCACGACCUGUAAGGAAACAGAGGUCGUCUUCAUAUCGGAGAGGGGUUUUUUUAAAAGGACGUAGCUAACAUUUACCAAAACGUAGCGAAGGAGGGAUGUAAGACCAUGGGUAAACUUUGUUGCCUCAAGAGAUACCAAAAUUAAAUGUGGAGGUUACGUCAGUCUCUUUCUCAGUAUUCUGUUGUCAAAUUAUUGCCGGAAAACCCUAAUAUUUCUCAAUUAUUUGUAACAGGAAAAGACUACUCGGAUGGCUUCUUCACCGGAGUGUAUAAUCUGGAUGGUUGUGGGCCUGACUGAGUCUGUCACCAUAGUAGUGCUGAAUUCGUUGACAGUGAUUGCAUUUUGUAGAGACCGUAAUCUUCGUAAACGAUCCACAUACUUGGUGAUAAGCUUGGCAGUCGCAGACAUGUUAUCCGGGGGAAUUUCUGCACACGAUCUAUUCUAUCAUGUUGGAGAGACAUGUAACUUCUGGGGGCCCGAUAGAGCGUAUUGGUAUAUACCUCAGGUGUUCAUCCUCUGGUUUCCUGUUUGUUCGUUGACAAAUAUGACUGUUAUUUCUUUAGAACGCCUGAAUGCAAUGUUUUGGCCCUUCAGACAUCGUACGAUCAAAACAACAGUCUACUGGGUUCUUAUCAUCGCCAUCUGGUUAACCGCACUCCUCUUUUCAUGUGCGUUAAUAAUGAUUUUUUACUAUACAUAUAAACGGGACCAUUAUUACUACGCUUGGGGUUCAUUCAUCUCAAUUUGUCUUUUGGUCAUUUGUGUUUCUUACGUUUUUAUUUUCGUCAAGCUUCGCUUUGGAAAUCAGCCUCGUCACCAUGGCGCAGCAAAUAGGGAAAGGAAACUGACCGUGACGUUGUUAACCGUGACUUCUCUCUCUCUCCUAUUGUGGCUGCCUUAUGUUAUAACUAUUUCUCUGUUUUUUGCCACUGAUAUUUUAAGGUCAUUAUCUGAAAUAGGGAUUUUCCGUUUAGUAGGUGGUUCGAUCGUCUUGCUUUACGCAAACUGUUUUUUAAAUCCGAUAUUGUAUGCUAUGAGGAUGCCAGGUUUUAGGCGAGCUUUAAAGAUAUUAUGUUGCCAACGACCUCAGCCACAUAGACAGGUUCAGAUCAUUUCCCUCCGUGAGAUGAACCCACAAAUUUGAAUUUAACUAGUGUGGGAGAAAUAAAAUCUCGAAAAGGUUCUGUGAAAGUAGUUUUUAAUAGAAGUCCUCUAAACUCUCCAACCUCCGCAUUAAAUAAAGAAAAUUAAAAAAGGAAAGGAAAAGAGUAGGAAAACUGAAUUUAUCAGAUCAUUUAUUAUUAAACGUGGAUCCUUUGUACGUUUCAUGUGAAAGAUUUCAUGUAGAUCUAGUUGUGCGUCAGUUUAGGUUUAGUUUACGUGUGUUUAAGAUGAGUUCACGCUUUUUCCUGCGUGAUUAUGUGAACGCCGUUUUUUGCUACUUUGUUUCACUUUGAUCGUUUCUAUCGCUUUGCCUUGAUUCGCUUCACGUUUUGUAGAGUUUCGCUGGAUUCCGUUUGUUGGUCAAAGAAGUAAAUAUAAGCACAUUAGAAAUUGUGAUUUCAAUUUUAAUCAUAUUGUGCAAUUCAGCAUUAUCAUAUUAUGUAAAUAAACAUUCAGGUAGUAGCUUGUCUUUACAAAAUAGCUUAACGCUUUACAUCCUAAAGGUAAUAUGCAAUUCCUCCAUACUGUUCUUCUAAUAUUUCCAGUGAUAUGAUUACGAGAAUUUGUUAAACAAUCAAGGGUUCUUAAGUUGAUGAUCAUUUCCUUUAUUCUCGUGACCUUUUUGUUUUAUUCAGGGGUGAUACUGUAAGGAGAAAUUAGAUGUAAGUCAAUCUUAGAGUUCAAAGGGUUAACAGCGAAAGGAUUUGUAGAUGAGCUAGAUGACCGCUCUUUAUCAAUUUGAAUAUACGCAAAAUCAGAAAAAAGGAUGUGAUUAGCUGAGUUACUUACUUAUUUAACUUAAUUAGUAAUAGUAAUAGGACUGAGUGGAAUCCAAUUCGGUCUUUAAUCAUACUUUGUCAUCAGGAGUAUGAUUACAGAUCGAAUUGGACUCCACGAAGUCUCAUUGCCAAUUAAUUAUAAAAAAAUACAAUUUGUGAGAAGAGAAGUAUACCCAAGUUAUUAAAGAAAGAGAAAAUUUGCAUUAAAAGACUGACAAAGGAAUUAGUGUUUCUAUGGUGAUCGAAACCGAGGCUGUGAUUGGUUGAUUUAAGUUACAACUUUGAAUGUGAUUGAUUCAUGAAAACUAAAAUUCUGAAUGUAAUUUGCUUAUUGAACUGUCCUAUAACAAACUGUCCGAUAACAACUUGAGCAAGUGAACUAACGGAAAAUGUGAGUUUUUCAAACCAUUCACAAUCGAGGAAAUUGUAAUUUUUAUGGUUAAGACUGAUAUUCUCAGCAUAAUUGCAUAAUUGAAAGAUAAUUAACACUGAUGCAUGUAUGAAAUUAAAAAAAAAAAGAUAGGAAAAGGGAAGAUUUGUAUUAGGAAUAAACUGACAUCAAUAAAAGUCGAAGAAUUAAUGAGAAACCGGCCUCAUUUUCUCGCACGAAGGGAUGCGAAUGUCGAGCGUGGUGCGAUAAAACAGCAAAAGUCCAGCAAUGAAGUCCUACGCCCAUAGAAGAGGGAGAAGUUUGCCUAUCUGUUUGUCACGCUAUAUUUCCUUUAACCUUUGGGAAUAAUGAAAUGAGGGAAUAAGGAUCGGUGGACUGGGUACGGUGAACAGAGAACCGGGAAGAGAAAAUAGAGAACGGGAAAUAGAGAACAGGGAACAGAAAACGGGGAAGAGAAAAUAGCAAAAGGGAAAUAGAGAACAGGCAACAUGGAACGGGCAAGAGAAAAUAGAGAACGGUGAACAGAGAAGAGGGAACAGGGAAUGGAGAAGAUAGAAAAAGAGAAUGGUGAACAGAGAACAGCGUAAAGGAAAAUAAAGAACAAUAAACGGUGAAUAGGGACCGAGGAACGGGGAACAGGGAACGAAGAACAGAGGACGUGGAACAGAAAACGUGAAGUAGUGAACAGGGAACUGGAGACAAGGAACGGGGAACAGUUAAAAGGUAACGAAGAAUAGAGUACGAGGAAAGGGGAAUUUUGAAUGGGAAACGAACGGCAAAAUAAAAAAAAAAACUUACGGCAAAAUAAAAUUUUAAAAAACUUACGGCAAAAGAAAAAAGACCCACGGCAAAACGAAAAAACCUCACGGCAGAAAGAAAAAGACUCACGGCAAAAGAAAAAAAAACUUCACGGCAAAAAGAAUAAUCUCAGGUCAAAAGUAAAAGACUCACUGUAAAAGAAAUAACCUUACGGAGCAGAGAGGCAUUUUAUUGUGCAUGUUCUGUAAAUUUUAGUUUGAUGUGAGGAACCGCUGCUAUGCGCCUACGUCAGUUUUUUUUUUUUUUUUUUUUUUUUUUUUUUUUUUUUUUUUUUGCAAUGAGGCUUUUUCGUUUUCCGUGAGUCCUUUUCUUUUUGCCGUGAGGUUUUUACUUUCGCCGUGAGUCUUUUUUUAUUUAUUUUUUAUUAUUAGUAUUAUUUUAUUUUUUUUUUUUUUGGCCGUGAGGUUCUUCCUUUUGCCGUGAGUCUUUUUCUUUUGCUGCAAAGUUAUUACUUUUUCCGUGACAGUUGCGGGCCACCCUAUAUAUCAUUUAUUAAGAAACAAAGAAUAAAAACCCGUCAGUUUCAUACGUAUGAAGAAAGAUCAUUAUUCAGAUAACCAUCGGCUUUUUCCUUAUUGAACAGAUGCGCACAUCUUCCAAAAGGGCCAAUUUUGCCAUGCAAACGCCAUGUUCGAUUCUGAGUUUUGUCGCCCGAAGAUUAUAAAGAACCUGAGGUCGUUUUUAAAAAAGUUAGUUGAGACAAGGUAGGCUUUGAAGCUAAGAUUAUUUUCUUAACAAAAGUACAUCGGCACAAAUCGGCAGCUCAUAAAGUGCCAAUUUUGCCAUGCAAACGCCUUGCACGAUUCUGAGUUUUAUCGGCGGAAGAUUAUGAAGAACCUGAGGACGCUUUUAAGAGAGCUAUUUGAGAUAAGGUAGGCUUUGAAGAUUAUUUUCAUUCCCUUUGAAGACUAUUUUCUUUCUCUUUUUCUUUUCAAUGCUUUUAAGAAAGUUAUUUGAGAUAAGGUGUGCUUUGAAUAUUAUUUUCUUAACAAAUUCCUCUUAAAUUAUUCCAAUUUUUCUAAAUCAAAAGGGAGUUCACCCUAAAUUUUUUAAGGGGAAGUGACGGUAAGGUGAGUUUUGGAUUGUCCAAUGCACCUUUAGAUGGGUCAGUUCAUCUGAGGCUGUGUGAAUUAUGAAAAUAAAUUAAGACCUCUCUCAAGAUUAAAGGAAGUCCAAUUCUUUUAUACGCAGAUCAAAGCCUCUUGUGGCAUGAAUAUAUAAAAAAUAAAAAGGAAAACUACUUGAAAAAGUGGAGUGCAUUGGCAGCUACAGCUGAUAUCUUUGGGCGAUCGAAGUAAAAUAUGUGUCAAAGAGAAUUAGUUACAGAUAUUCGACACCUGUUUGUAUGAUACCAUGACCGAAGGCAGCAAAUGACAACCGCUUUUUGUUAAAUCCCUUUGAUAUGCUAUACUUGUUAUUAUAUUAUGUUUUUUAUACUCCGACGUGGUUUGAUGAGAAUGUGUAACGAGAAUUCGGUAAUAACAAGACUUAGACGGAGAGCAUUCAUGGACUUCUUAAUAUUUUCCCUCCUAAUUUUUUACAUUUAAUUCAAGACUUUUACCAUUUGGAAGAAUAAAAAACGCCUCCUGUGGCAGGAAUAUAUCAGAAAUGAAAAAGAAAAACUGCUAAACAAGCGGAGUAAAUUGGCGAGUGCAGCAGAUACCUUGGAUGGAAGAAAGUUUCAGAUAUGGAGUAUCAGUUUUCGAAACUCGCUUGACUUUAAGGCGAUGGAUGAUAACCGUUUGGUAAAAAAAUUAUUUUGAUAUGCUUUUCUUGUUAUUAGCCUUUGUAAAAAAAUCUUUAAAAAAAAACAUUUUUUAGCCUACGGUUACUUAUGGAGAUGCGCAUCUGCUGGAAAGCAAAAACGAACAGCAUACGAAUAGCAUGAAAUUUAAACGAACUUCUCUGCGGACCAAUUCUGAACUAUGAUAUCGAUCAUUAUGAAAUUAAUCAUGAUUACAAUAAUAACUAUAACAAUGAUAACAAAACAAGCGAAAUAGAAGCUAAAAGACAAAGGAACAUCUUUGAAGCGUUCGCGUUUUAUUUUCAACGCUAGUCAUCAACUAUGCAUCCCAUCUGAAUAAAUUGUCAGUCUUCCCUUGUUUAUUUCAAGAGAAAUAGUAAAUAAUACAUGGCGGACGCAGACAUAGGAUUUCUCUUCUCGUGUUCAACUCGAUGUCUCACGAGUUCGCACUAAGCUAGCUGCACUCACUCGUGAGACGUCGAGUUGAACACGAGAAAAGAAAUUCCGAAUCUACCAGCGACCAUGUAUUAUUUUGGUUAUUCACAGUCUUUACCGGCAUGUAAAGUCGACUUUAUUAACGAAAAAAAAAAAAAAGAAAAAAAAAAGGGUCCAUAAUCCAAGAAGAAAGUCGUAAAUUGCGUCGGUGAUAAGGCUAAAGAUGAUAAAAAGCGUUGAAUCAUUAUAAAAACAAGCAAUGGGCGUAAAUUUCAAUUCACAUAAUUCUCUCUCUGGGAACCUCUGAACCAUACCAAAUGAGCUGUCAUUCAUUUUAAUGAUCUAAGACAUAUCUGAUUCGUUCACGCAUGUCGUGUCUGUAUGAAAUAUAUUGCGGUGCGUCGUCGAAGGGUAAAGGGCUAUGUCGCAUGUCUCGCACAGAAAGUAGCCUGUAAAUUCGAAAAGUUAUAUUUCUGUAAUAAGCAGUCAAUUCCAUGCGACACCACAAAAUGAACAAAAGCAUGGAGAGGCGUUUUCCGAGCAGGAAUUCAAAAAUGAAACAAAAUAAAAGUAAAAUAAAAUUAAGACUUAUCAACCACAACUUUUUUACUGAAAAACUUUUUUAACUUCUGGAAGCACAAAACAGAGCAUUGGUAUCAGAUACCAUGUUUAUUACUCUUCUGGUUUCUCGUUUGUUCGUUAGCAAAUGUGACCGUUAUUUCUCUAGAACGCCUGAAUGCAACAGACAUCGUACGAUCAAAAAGUCAGUCUACUGGGUUCUUAUAA